CGUCAUCAGGCCAUUGAAGUUUUCCGUGACGCAACUAUUGGCACCUCGCCGAUACUGUUCUGUGAAAUGUUCUUAAAUUGAUAAUAUUUAUGCAUAAAUAUUUAUUAAAUUAACUAGAAAUUAAUAAAUUUUGAACAGUAUUAGCUUGAAUAAUAUUAGUCUAUUUUAGUGAUUUUAAAAUUAUUUAAUAGCAUGAGAAACACAUUUCUCUGACACUUGCUCGAUCUAAUUAUUUCUAAAAUUUAGUUGAUGAGAUCUUAUGAGCUCUGAGAUUUAUCCUUGAGAUCUUUAUUAGUAUUUGAACUAUGUCAAGUUGAUCUUAAGAGUAGCUAUGAAGAUCCAAUUCCAUUUACAGGGAUUCUUUCACUCUUAUUCUGCUAAAGAACUUCUAUUAUCAUUAUUACUCAGUUACAUAUUAUGACGUGUCAGGUACCUAGCAUGGAACCACCAAGAGUACUUACCAUCGAGUGGGAAAUGAUGGAUAAAAGUCGUUUCUUUUCACUCUCCAUGGUAAACUCAUUCGCACUGAGGGGUCUUCUUUACCCCUUCACUGUCAUAAAAACACGUUUACAAAUCCAGAAACAAAAUGCAUUUUACACUGGUACUUUUGAUGCCUUUUUCAAAAUGCUUAAGUACGAAGGCUUUUGUAGUCUUUACAGGGGAUUUUGGAUCAAUUCCAUACAAAUGGCAUCAGGUAUUGGUUAUAUAAUUACCUAUGAAAAAGUGAGACACAUGCUGACUUUGUAUGCUGAUAUUAGGGACACUAAGCUAAAAGGCCUGAUUGGCGGAGGUUGUGGGUCACUGGUUGGGCAGACCAUAAUUACUCCUUUUGAUAUUGUGUCUCAACAUAUGAUGGUUCUUGGCUUGUUGAAGGAUAAAGGAAUGACCGGUGCAAAUUCUGUUAAUCCUCUGAAUAUUGAUACGAGUGCUACUCGAACGGGACUUGCUGCACAGAUUAUUAAUAAGAUUUAUGAGAAGGAUGGUUUAAAAGGAUUCUACAGAGGUUAUUGUGCUUCUCUGUGUACUUAUGUUCCAAGUAGUGCUCUUUGGUGGAUGUUCUAUCCUGUUUAUUCAGAUAUUUUAGCUUCAACACUGCCUCUGUGGACAUCACAUAUGUUUAUUCAUUGUGUAGGAGGUCAAAUGAGUGGAGUUACUGUAGCUGUGAUCACUAAUCCAUUAGACGUAAUAAGAGCUCGUAUACAGGUUAAUAGAAUGAACUCUUAUUCUUGUGCUGUUAACGUAAUUUGGCACCAAGAAGGUAUCUCAUUUCUAACAAAAGGACUUUCUGCUAGAAUUAUCCAAACUUUUUUUUCUUCCUUUUUUGUUGUUCUAGGUUAUGAAACAUUAAAACGAUGGAGUGUGUAUGAUCAAUACAAAGACCAAAUACGUUGGUAGUUAAUUUUUAGUGUUAUGCAAUUAUUCAUUUAUUAAAGUUAACAAUGGACUUUUAAUAAAUUUAUUUUAA
This is a messenger RNA of Parasteatoda tepidariorum (common house spider), 1465 nucleotides long. Its product is annotated as solute carrier family 25 member 44. Gene Ontology annotation, biological process: branched-chain amino acid transport; branched-chain amino acid catabolic process. Gene Ontology annotation, molecular function: branched-chain amino acid transmembrane transporter activity. The record is from RefSeq and is a predicted model, not a curated record. Gene Ontology annotation, cellular component: mitochondrion. Lineage: Eukaryota; Metazoa; Arthropoda; Arachnida; Araneae; Theridiidae.